AUGAAGGGUCCAGCCAUUGGAGGGUCCAGCCAUUGGAUGGUCCCAGGAUGCAGCAUAAUGGAACGUCGGUCAGAGAGUUUUACUUCCUGGGGGUUCAUGGUUUCUCCAGAUCUGGAAUAUCUCCUAUUUGUGGUUGUCUUGGUGGUCUACAUGGCAGGGAUUGGGAUCAAUAGUUCUGUCAUUGCCAUCGUGAGGAUGGAUCAAAGCCUCCAGAAGCCCAUGUAUUUCUUCAUCGGUGUUUUCUCUUUCUUGGAGAUCUGGUAUCCCACGGUUACGGUUCCCGGGUUAUUGCGUGGAUUGCUGCUAAGAGUUAAAGGGAUAUCUGUUGGGUGCUGCAUAGCUCAGUUCUAUUUACACUUUUCUUUGGGGGCCACAGAAAACUUCCUUCUUGUGGUCAUGGCUUUUGACCGCUAUGUGGCCAUUUGUAGACCUUUACAUUACGUCUUCAUUAUGAGACCCAAGAUUUGUGUCCGAUGUGCCCUGGGGACCUGGAUUGGGGGCUUCGCAAGCAUUGCAAUUCCAUGUGUCCAAAUUUCGAAGGUGACAUUUUGUGGCCCAAAUGUGGUUGAGCAUUAUUAUUGUGACUUUGCACCUUUGAUACGUCUUGGAUGUUCCGAUACCUCCAGUCUGGAGACUCUCUUCAUGCUCACGUGUGCCCUUGUAAUAUUAAUAUGUUUCACGCUCAUUGUCAUCUCCUAUAUCUACAUUCUGAGGACAAUUCUGGUUCUGCCGAAAUCCUCAGGCCGUUCCAAAGCCUUCUACACUUGUGCCUCCCACCUGACUGUUGUCCUCAUAUUUUUUAUGGAACGAUUGCCUUCAUGUUUGUUCGACCAACAGGAAAAAGUGACCUUCACACCAAUAAGAUUGUCUCCGUAUUCCCAUCGGUGGUGA
This is a messenger RNA of Staurois parvus, 891 nucleotides long. The record is from the annotation of a GenBank genome assembly. NCBI's taxonomy places the organism in Eukaryota, Metazoa, Chordata, Amphibia, Anura, Ranidae.